This is a messenger RNA of Candida albicans SC5314, 3753 nucleotides long. RefSeq lists its product as uncharacterized. The coding region runs from base 1 to 3753 and encodes 1250 amino acids. NCBI's taxonomy places the organism in Eukaryota, Fungi, Ascomycota, Pichiomycetes, Serinales, Debaryomycetaceae. Gene Ontology annotation, molecular function: ATP-dependent chromatin remodeler activity; ATP binding. The record is from RefSeq and is a predicted model, not a curated record. The transcript has a single exon.
AUGCUGUUAAAUAAGAAUAUCAAACAAAAAGUUGUUGCAAUUACUAACGAUUUGGAAAAAUUGAUACCUAUUGGAACACUAAAUUUCUUUAAUCUCCCGUUAGAUAUCACCGAUUUACAAGGAGUCAAGCCCAGUUAUAUCACCCCAAAACUUGACAAUGACCUACAACAAUGGAGCUGGUUAGAUAUCGACUAUAUAAUAUAUUUAUUAUCAAUCAACCACAAGAGUAUAAAUCCUAUAUUAUUCACAUUAAAGUACUUGCUAGAAAAAAGUUAUAUUCAAGCUAUUUACAAAGUUGUUAAGGUGACUCGACUGUAUAAUAGGAGUGAUGGCACUAAACUGAUCGAUUAUUUGUUCUCAAUGUGUCGGAUCAGAUUGUAUUCUAUACCCGCUGACGUCGAAGGGGCAAGACACAUUCGUGAAUACCGACAAUUACAAUCAAAAUCUUUAAAAUUGGAUAGGCAAUAUGCUUCUCAUUUUGAACAGUUACUUAAAUACCUUGAUUUUUCACAUUCAAAUUGGUUUAUUGGGAAACAACUAUCAAUUGAACUGUUGCUACAUCAAGGCUCUUUGCUAUUAAUUGAUUGUCAAUGUACAAAUGAGUUGGGAACAGCUUCAAAUGAUGAAUUAAAAUUUCAUCUACAAAGAUGGAGCAAUAAACAAUCUGCUACAAAAUUUACUAAUGACAAAAGUCACACCAAUAACUUAUCAAAUACAGAUACUUCUGGGGAUAGAAUCAAGAAAAUAUAUGAUCAAAUCCCCUCUCCCGACUUGUCUAAAUAUAUGGUUAAUGAAAAAAAUUACCAAUUCAUAAAACAAUCAAAAGCUAGCAUACUGUCAACGACAGAUAAAUUGUCAACAUUAGCCAAUGAUUCAGAACACCAGGACAUGAUAAAGAUAGACGGAAUAAAGUCGACACUUUAUCCAUUCCAAGUAAAGUCAGUUGGACUAAUGCUAGAGAGAGAAUGUAUAAAGAGAAGAACUAUAAUGCCAAAUUUCAUCAAACUUGAAUCACCUUUAUCUAGCAACUUUUAUUUUGAUUUAUUUACCAAAAGAAUUUAUUUACAUGCUGAUGUUAUGUCACUACCACUUGGUGGAAUUUUAGGAGAAAAUAUGGGAUUAGGUAAAACUUUAAUGUGUUUGAGUUUAAUCAAUUUAACAAAAUAUGAAAUAACAAAAAUUCCUAGUGAUAAUUUUUUAUUAUAUAAUGAAAUUGAAAUCCACGAUGAAAUCAAGACUUUGACUGAGAUAUGCAGAGAAAAAAUAAUCCAUUCUUCUAUACCUUGGAAGUUAUACAACCUUCCCACAUCAGUAACAGCAAAUCUAGCUAAACACCCAGGGUAUUUUUGCAUCGAUUUGAAUGAUCAUGAAAAGAACAAAAGAAGUCAUAAGAGUGGGUUCCUCAUCAAUAGAAAUGGAGUUGAUACAUGUAAACGUGCCUCUAGGACUACUGGUACCAAGUCAACGAGUUAUUUGAAGCUUUAUAUGAGUAGCACUACUUUGAUAAUUGUGCCUGAUAAUUUGUUUAUUCAAUGGGUUGAUGAAAUAGCACAUCAUGUUGAACCCAAUUUUCUUAAGAUUUUGUGUGCUGCAAACUAUAUCAAAAGCGACCAGAUAAAGGAUCAAUUUUUACCCAACCCCAAAUUUGUUAAUACCAUUCCUGAAAGCCCAGUUGAACUUAUUGAAUACGACGUGAUUUUAAUUUCACAAUCUUGUUUGAAUAAGUCCUUUGCAAAUAAAAAUAGGAAUAGCCAAAAGAAUGGUAACAGCCAAGUACCAUCGCUUAGACAAGUAUAUUGGAAAAGAUUAAUCAUUGAUGAAGGUCAUAUUGUUCAAUCAAAAACUUCUAAUGCGGCUCAAAUAUGUCGAUUGCUAUUUUCAGAAAGAAGAUGGGCAGUAUCAGGAACCCCAACUUCUGGGUUGACCAAAAUUUAUAUGGAAGAAGGAGAAGAAGACACCGGUGAGAAAAGAAACAGUCACCAAGCUCAAAAUAAUAUACAUGUACUAGAAAACCAAUUUUUUGCCAAAACAGAAUUACAGAGAUUAGGGGUUUUAAUUAGUAAUUUUCUUAAAUUGGAGCCUUAUUAUACACAACCCAAAUUAUGGACCCAAGAUAUUAUUAAUCCCUUGAUCAACUCAAGAUAUGGGUCGGAAUUAAUAUUUUCAAAUAUAAUCAACUCAAUAAUAAUUCGCCAUCAACCAAAUCAAACUAAUAUUAAACUACCUAAUUUCCAUCAUGAAAAAGUUAUAUUAGAGCCAUGUUUCCAGGAUUCUUUAUCAUUUAACCUAUUAGCUGCUGUAUUAGCAGUGAAUGCAGUAACAUCGGAAAGAACAGGAAUUGACUACAUGUUUCAUCAAUCCAAUCGACAACAAUUGAGAAGAUUAUUGAGUAACAUCCAAAGAGCUACAUUUUAUUGGACUGGGUUCCAACAGCAGGAUGUUGAAACACUUGUUAGCAUAUGUGAUGAGGCAUUACUGAAAUCAGGAAAGUAUAAUGAAUCAGACGUUGAAUUGUUGCGCCGAUCGAAAAAUAUUGCCUUGAUUGCAUUGAAUAAUCAACGCUGGACUAUAGCACAACUGAUUCAUGAAUUAGGUUACUACAUUUCCAAGGAUGAAACUAACCAAUAUGUUAGUUCUGUAUGGGGAAUAAGUGCUUAUACACCAGAUGUGAGUGUCUUUGCCGCUCCCCAACUACUACGCUUACAAAUGUUUUGGAAAGAAAAUUGGGUUUCAAGUUUUGACAAUGAACAGACAUUUCGUGAUAAGUUUGAAAACACCGCUAAAACAUUUUGGGACCAAUAUUUACACCAAGAAUUCAAAAAGAAUGAUAGACAUGUGGCCAUGGAUAAAUUAAUAAAGAAAAAUAGUGGUGCAGAACUUUAUACUUUGGAUAAUAUAUCCAAAAGUUUUAAUGACGUGACACCACCAAAAAGAACUAUUGAUAAGGAGGCACAGGCACAGUCACCACCACCCAAGAAGAAAAGAAAAGUUACUUUUACUGAUGCUGUUAUAGAAGAAGAUGAAAGAAAACAGAAGGAACCUCCACAAAGUAAAGACGCUUAUGACAAUGUAAGUAAGGAUAACAAAACUAUUGAGAAAUCAGAUCGUUCCAUUCCACCUUUUGAUAUGACUGGAUUAUUCAAGAAUAUGAAUAUUUUAGGUACAUCCUCAGCAAAAUUGACAUAUUUAGCCACAAGUUUAUUGGAAAACCAAAGAAAUAGAAUAAAAUCAAUAGUAUUCUUUGAGUUUGAAGAUAGUGCAUAUUACUUGAUUGAAUUAUUGGAAAUUUUGAAAAUUCGUCAUAUAAUCUAUGCAAAUUUCAUAACACCAAUUAAAAGAGCUCAGAAUUUAUACGAUUUUUCAAAUUAUGAUGUUGAUAAAGAAGAGAAUAAUGGUGGUAUUUGUUUGGUUAUGAAUAUUGCUCAUUCUUCACAUGGUUUAAACAUUAUUGCAGCCACCCACAUAUAUUUUAUCAACCCUGUUAAACAAGAAUCAAUCGAAGCUCAAGCAAUAAAACGGGCUCAUAGAAUUGGCCAAACAAAAGAAGUAACGGUAAAGACGUUAUAUUUGAAAGGAGUUGAUGAAUUGAAAAUCCUAUCGAGGAAUGAAAAACUUAAAAAUGCCAAAAACGAUAAAGAGAGUUUUGAUGCAAAGGAGAAAGAAGAUAAUGACAAUUUGCUUGAAUUUUUGGACUUUGAUAACUCGGAACAUGAAUAUGCUGCUUUUCCCCAUCCCAUAUCUAUUUUUUCAUAA